Molecule: messenger RNA, 2208 nt
Organism: Linum tenue
Lineage: Eukaryota; Viridiplantae; Streptophyta; Magnoliopsida; Malpighiales; Linaceae
Source: the annotation of a GenBank genome assembly
CCAAAUCUUUUUGCCAUUUUUAGUCUACGAUAAAUCACAGAUGAAAAAAAUGCAUAGCAAAGAAGAAGAAGAACGAUCCUUUCUCUCCCACUUUCCUUCCUUGUGCUCUGUUUUCUCUUCUUCUUUCCAUUUUGUUAUUGGCCCUCCAAUUUUCAUAUUGCGUAACAGAGCAAAAGAGACUCUGUUUUUUUACCACCAGAACUGAACAAAUUCUAACCUCUGUAAUCCGAACAACCACGUCUUCUUAUUUAUAUUUGUUAAGUAGGAAUUGGGUGCAGCUUUAGAGAUAGAUGGGGGGAGGCGGGGAAGGAGGAGGUGGAGCAGGAGAAGCCCGACCGAGGGAGCUCGACGCCACGCCGACGUGGGCCGUCGCAGUUGUUUGCGCUGCCAUCAUCGUAAUCUCCAUCGUCUUGGAAAAAUUCCUCCAUUUGACUGAAGAGUGGUUUCACGAGAGGCAUAAGAAAGCCCUGGUGGAAGCUCUAGCCAAAAUCAAAGGAGAGUUAAUGGUUUUGGGAUUCAUAUCACUGACCCUGACGUUCAGUCAAAAUUACAUCGCCCAAAUCUGCGUGGCUUCCAGAUAUGCCAACUCUAUGUUGCCCUGCGACUUGAGUCACACCGCCGGCCACGAAACUGCUAGCCCGGAAAAGGCCGGCGGCGGAGAAUCCGAAGAAGGUGCCGAGGGUGCCGUCGCCGCAGCUGCCGCCGCAGAGAAUCACCGGAAGCUGCUCUGGUUUGAACGGAGAGAGCUCAGUGGGCAUGGCGGACCUAUACAUUGUGGACAUGGAAAAAUGCCGAUGAUUUCAGUGAAUGGGCUUCACCAACUGCACAUAUUCAUAUUUUUCCUGGCGGUUUUCCAUGUUAUCUACAGCGCCAUAACCAUGAUGCUUGGGCGAUUAAAGAUUCGUGGGUGGAAGGAAUGGGAAGCUAUAGGUGCACAGGAGCACGAACAUUUGAAUGAUCCAACGAGAUUCAGGCUUACUCAUGAGACAUCCUUUGUUAAAUCCCACACUAGCUUUUGGACCAAAACACCAGUAUCCUUCUAUGUGGUAUGCUUCUUCAGGCAGUUCUUUAGGUCAGUCAGCAGAGCUGACUACUUGACAAUGCGUCACGGCUUCAUCUCUGUUCAUUUGGCACCUGGGACUAAGUUCGAUUUCCAAAAGUACAUCAAGAGAUCUCUGGAAGAUGAUUUCAAGGUGGUUGUGGGAAUCAGUCCACUGCUAUGGGCUUCUGUGGUUUUGUUCAUGCUUCUGAAUGUUCAUGGAUGGCAUGUGAUGUUCUACUUUUCUUUGCUUCCAGUAUUUGUGAUAUUGGCAGUUGGAACAAAGCUUCAAGCAAUCAUAACGGAGAUGGCGAUUGAGAUCACAGAAAGGCAUGCUGUGGUACAAGGGAUUCCCCUUGUGCAGGUCUCUGACAGACAUUUUUGGUUCAGUUGGCCUCAGUUGAUCCUUUACCUCAUCCACUUUACUCUGUUCCAGAAUGCGCUUGAGCUCACUUAUUCCUUUUGGAUAUGGUACGAGUUUGGGUGGGAUUCUUGCUUCCACGAACACCUUGUAAUCCCAGUGAUCAGAGUUACUAUCGGGAUUGGAGCUCAAUUUCUAUGCAGUUACAUCACGCUCCCUCUUUACGCCCUUGUCACUCAGAUGGGUUCGACAAUGAAACGAUCGAUCUUCGACGAGCAAACAUCAAAGGCAUUGAUGCAAUGGCAUAAAAAAGCGCACAAGAAGGCGCAUGAUGGGAAAUCUGAUCACCCGCACCACAAGGAGCACUCAGAAGACGAUGGUCACACCCAUGAUGGAAUUCAUCACCGAAGUCAUACCGCAGGGGAUGACACAGAUGGUACAUCGGCCAACAUCAUGGCGACAGUGGAUAUCAAUGGGGGUCAACAUGGUCAACGUGAUCUUUUGAGUUAGAUACAAUAACUUUUUUCUUCGUUUUGAUUCGUGCAUAUUUUCUUUUUGGUCGUAGCGUAUAGGACCUGUCUUUCGACUAACUCGACUUCACUGUUGUUGUUGAUGGUAAACUUAAGGAGAUAAAAGUGUUGUUGUAGAUUGUUAAUUCUAUGAUGGUGUAUGUAGUAGUGUAUUGAAUAAACCUACUUUUACAGUAAAGUUUUAAGGAAGGUAUUAAGAAUAGUAUUUGCAUUGCUUCAAAUGGUGGAGUUGGCUUAUAUCUUAAAUCAAUUCGGGCAAUAAAAUGUCUAUAUUUGGU